Tetrahymena thermophila SB210 is the source of this 183-nucleotide messenger RNA. RefSeq lists its product as hypothetical. NCBI's taxonomy places the organism in Eukaryota, Ciliophora, Oligohymenophorea, Hymenostomatida, Tetrahymenidae. The transcript has a single exon. The record is from RefSeq and is a predicted model, not a curated record.
AUGAUUUUGACUAAACCCAACUUGCUAGAAGUUGACGAAGGAGUCCUAACUGAUAUCAGUCUUUCUUUGCAGAAAUAUGACACUCAAAAGGUUAGAGGAGCUAAUCUCUCUUUUCUAAAAACUUAAAAGGCUCAUAUAGAUUAAAAAUUCUAUUAGGCGAAAGAGGAGACGUUUAAAGGAUGA